This is a messenger RNA of Phlebotomus argentipes, 3014 nucleotides long. RefSeq names its product protein neuralized (gene neur). Bases 213 to 2150 code for a protein of 645 amino acids. The transcript has 3 exons. Lineage: Eukaryota; Metazoa; Arthropoda; Insecta; Diptera; Psychodidae. Gene Ontology annotation, molecular function: ubiquitin protein ligase activity. The record is from RefSeq and is a predicted model, not a curated record.
UUGUUGAGAGACUCUGUCGCGAGCGGUUGUGGUCUCGCUGGGUUAUCGUGUGCGCCUUUUGUCCGUGGAGGAAGUUUGCAAUCGCGGGGGGAGCGCGAGGACUUGAUAAUUAUACAUCGGAAGUUGUGUAUUCGCGGGAUUAGAUUUGUUGCUCCUCAAAAAAAAUUGUGGUGCUCCCAGAAUAAUUCUGGAUAGAGGAGUUUCUGUAUAGUAUGUGUAUUAUUGCUAUAAUCAGUGCACACUUGAAAAAAAUGGGUUUGUCAAAUGCUCAGAAGAAUAAGAACGAGUUGAAUGAGCAGGCGUGCAGGAGUGGUCCAGCAUCGUGCUCAUGCAAAAAUGUGGAUCUAUUUGUACCACCGCAGCGAAAGAUAAAACUGCUGAAAAAAAUUAAAUUGCGCAUGGGAUUAGCAACACGAAGUGGGGUUCCGUGUCCAAGUCCCAACAAUUUGCCACCGCUGACCUUUCAUCAGGUUCAUGGGGAGAACAUCAGGAUCUCGAGUGAGCGUCGUGUAGCGCGUCGCCAUGAGAGCUUCUGCAAGGGUAUAUCGUUCAGCUCACGUCCGGUGCGGAUAAAUGAGCGGGUGUGCAUCAAAUUCAAUGAAAUCUCCAACAAUUGGAGUGGCGUAAUUCGCUUCGGGUUCACAUACAAUGACCCGGUGAGUCUGCGAUACGGUCUGCCCAAGUACGCGUGCCCGGAUCUGACCAACAAGCCGGGAUACUGGGUGAAGGCACUCAAUGAGAGCUACUGCGAGCGCGACAACAUCCUCUUCUACUACGUCACGGCGUCGGGAGAUGUACACUUUGGCAUCAAUGGGGAGGAGAAAGGGAUCUUCAUCACGGGCAUCGAGACGAGGAAUCCGUUGUGGACCAUCAUUGAUAUUUAUGGGAAUUGCACGGCGAUUGAAUUUCUGGAUUCGAGGAACUACGUCAAUCACCGCUACCAGCAGCCUCGCCACUCAGUGCCCGAUGGCGAGGUGGAGAGAUUGAUGCCAAAUAUUCAGGCGCUGUCUGUGCAGGGCAGCACCGAGGAGAUUUUGCCACCCAUUCGGUUCACUCCGCCACCGAACACAGCUCUCGUCCCGGUACCCUUUCACCGCACGAAGGGCCGCAAUAUUCGCCUGUCUGCAGAUCGAUUAAUCGCCUCGCGAAUGGACACGGAGUUUUGUCAGGGUUACGUGUUCACAGCCCGUCCGCUGAGGAUUGGCGAAAUUCUCAUUGUGCAGGUCCUGCGGACUGAAUCAAUGUAUGUUGGUGCUCUCGCGUUGGGGCUGACAUCGUGCGACCCCGCAACACUGAUGCCCACAGAUCUGCCCGAUGAUUCGGAUCUGCUGCUCGACCGCCCCGAGUACUGGGUGGUGAGCAAGGACAUCGCAUCUACGCCAAAUCGCGGCGACGAAAUCACCUUUUGCGUGACUGUCAAGGGGGAGGUGACGAUAAGCAAGAAUGGCGGACCUGCCACGGUCGUGAUGCAUGUGGACCAGAGCCUCGAGCUCUACGCUUUUCUCGACGUGUACGGCUCCACACAGAGUGUCCGGGUGAUGAGUCUGCCCCCGCCUACGCCGCCCAUUGCCGUGCCCACGCCCUCAGUCCUGCCGCAAAACCAUCCAAACGCAUCACCGAGACGCCUUCAGGUGCAGUUGCCAGGCUCUGAGUCUAUGAGCAGCAUCAGCAGCCACGGAAGUCAGGUGGAGCAGCGGAAACUCAUGCCUGUGGCUUGCACAUCGGCCAGUCGAGUCAUCAAUGUCCCACCGACGAGGGAUAUGAUCCAGUUUCAGCCACGGGGAGCUGUCUUGGUGGUUAAUCUUCCGCCCGAUGUGCUGAACAAUCAGCAAAUGUCACCCCGCAUCCCCAGCUCAACUCUCUUGUCUACGCAAAGCAAUGCCACGUAUAUUGAGCCCUAUUCCGUGUCGUCGGCGAACCAUGUCAAUUCCAUUGCCGCCAACUGGCAGGAGGGAGCGGCUGGACCUGGAGGAGCUGGGACAGAGUGCACGAUUUGCUAUGAGAACUCGAUUGACUCGGUGCUCUACAUGUGCGGCCACAUGUGCAUGUGCUACGAGUGCGCCGUGCAGCAGUGGCGAGGAAUCGGCGGCGGACACUGCCCGCUCUGCCGGGCGGUCAUUCACGACGUGAUCAGGACGUACAAGUCAUGAUAUGGGGUCGUGUGAGGGAGCCACGUGAGCAAUUCCGUCACAAUUAGGGGGCCCCUCUUGGCGUGGAGUGCGACGAGGGGGCGAUAAUUCACUUAUGGGUCGCUCUAUGCGACCGCUACGAGACAAAUUAGGCGGUAGAGAAAUGAUAAAGGCACAUGCACGACAAUUUUCAAUGAUGUUCAUAGCGACACAUACGAAUUAUCCAAUAAUCAUGACUGUAUCUUUAUUAGUUUUCAUGAAGUGACAAUUUGUAGCUAUCAUUGGAAGGACUUGCGGCCUCCCAGUGUUGACAAGGAGCGAGAAAUGAGCAUAAAAAAGAGAUAAAUUGUAACUGACUGAUCUGUACAUAUAGUUUAUAUAACGAGAAAAUGUAUUAUUUUUAUUUAUUUGCACAUUCGCGAUGAAAACGCUCUCUUAUUCCCUCUCAAAAUUCCACACGAUAAGAAUCUGACAAAUGUGUUAUGUUUGCCCCCGAUAUUUUGAUAUAAAACCGUUCUACUUGACCAAAGUACAUUAUCUUUUAGCAUUAUGUUCUGCAAGGAAGCAAAGUUAUUGAGCCAGAGGACAAAUGCAUUUAGUGUGUGAGAAGAUGGAAAAUAGCGUUAAGAGAUUAACAUGCCAAAUUUUAAUACAAUUACUAUUGAAGGAAAGAUUAACCCAUAGAGAUACACUUCUGCCAAAUAAAAAUCUCCUACUGAUAUUCUCAUGGCCAGUAAAGUUGAAUUUUCAAUCAUCUUUCUUUCCUAUGGAUGUCGUAAUUUCAUCGAUUUUAUAUUGAUUCAAUCUUCCGUUAGUGUUGAAAAAUAGCGAAAUAAAUCUUUCUCGAGAUGAAAUGGAAUAAAACAUAUUGAAUUAUGCAUUAAA